Molecule: messenger RNA, 363 nt
Organism: Umbelopsis ramanniana AG
Lineage: Eukaryota; Fungi; Mucoromycota; Umbelopsidomycetes; Umbelopsidales; Umbelopsidaceae
Exons: 3
Coding region: 1-363 (120 amino acids)
Biological process (GO): cytoplasmic translation
Cellular component (GO): ribosome; cytosolic large ribosomal subunit
Molecular function (GO): structural constituent of ribosome
Source: RefSeq, a predicted model, not a curated record
AUGGCCAAGGAUCAGUCCAAGAAGCGUUCUACUCUUGCCGACGUUGUUACCCGCGAGUACACCAUCCACUUGCACAAGCACGUCCACGACAGACAAUUCAAGAAGCGUGCUCCCCAUGCCGUCAAGGCCAUCAAGACCUUCGCUCAGAAGACCAUGGGUACCGCUGAUGUCCGUCUUGACCCCUCCUUGAACAAGGCUGUCUGGUCCCACGGUAUCAAGAAGGUUCCCCACCGCAUCCGUGUCCGCAUUGCUCGCAAGCGUAACGAUGAUGAGGACGCCAAGGAGAAGCUCUACUCUUAUGUUUCUUUCGUUCCCGUCACCUCUUUCAAGGGCUUGGAGACCGCUGUUGUCGAUGACGAGUAA